Messenger RNA from Rangifer tarandus platyrhynchus (Svalbard reindeer), 381 nucleotides. The record is from the annotation of a GenBank genome assembly. NCBI's taxonomy places the organism in Eukaryota, Metazoa, Chordata, Mammalia, Artiodactyla, Cervidae.
AUGUCCAUUGAGUCGGUGAUGCCAUGCAACCAUCUCAUCCUCUGUUGUCCCCUUUCCUGCCCUCAGUCUUUCUCAGCAUCAGGAUCUUUUCCAUUGAGUCAGCUCUUUGCAUCAGGUGGCCAAAGUAUUGAAGCUUCAGCUUCAGCGUCAGUCCUUCCAAUAAAUAUUCAGGGUUGGUUUCCUUUAGGAUGGACUGGUUUGAUCUCCUGUACUCCAAGGGACUCUCAAGAGUCUUCUCCAACACCACAGUUUGAAAGCAUCAGUUCUUCAGCACUCAGCCUUCUUUAUGGUCCAACUCUCACAUCCAUACAUGACUACCAGAAAAACCAAAGCUUUGACUGUACAGACCUUUGUUGGCAAAGUAAUGUCUCUGCUUUUUAA